Molecule: messenger RNA, 1075 nt
Organism: Misgurnus anguillicaudatus (oriental weatherfish)
Lineage: Eukaryota; Metazoa; Chordata; Actinopteri; Cypriniformes; Cobitidae
Source: RefSeq, a predicted model, not a curated record
AUUGGUUAAUUGGUCACAUGACAUUUGUACACAGGUGUAAAUGUUAAUUAAGUGUCAUUAUAAAAGGAGAUGAGUGAUGGUCUGAAAUCAAACAGAUUCAUUGUGGUAUCAGAGUUGUUAUUGUCUUUACGCUUUCACUUGCAUUCAGAACUUGUAUCUGUCCAUCAUGUCUGGCCGUGGAAAGAAGAUCGUCGCUGCUGCAGCAAAGAGCAAAACUUCAGUGUCGCGUUCGUCCCGCGCCGGCCUGCAGUUUCCGGUUGGUCGCAUCGCGCGUCUCCUGCGGAAGGGAAACUACGCGCCACGCAUCGGUUCGGGCGCAGCCGUUUAUCUGACAGCGGUCAUAGAGUAUCUGUGCGCGGAGGUGCUCGAGCUCGCGGGGAACGCGAGCAGAGACAACAAAAAGCUCCGCAUCGCGCCGCGUCACAUUCAGCUGGCAGUAAGAAAUGACGAGGAGCUGAACACGCUGCUGGGAGGCGUCACGAUCAGUGAAGGUGGUGUUCUGCCCAACAUCCAGGCCCAACUUCUCCCUAAAAAGACCAAAGCUCCCCGAGACCCUAAAGAUAAGCUAAAGCCCAAUCUGUCCAUCAUGUCUGGCCGUGGAAAGAAGAUCGUCGCUGCUGCAGCAAAGAGCAAAACUUCAGUGUCGCGUUCGUCCCGCGCCGGCCUGCAGUUUCCGGUUGGUCGCAUCGCGCGUCUCCUGCGGAAGGGAAACUACGCCCCACGCAUCGGUUCGGGCGCAGCCGUUUAUCUGACAGCGGUCAUAGAGUAUCUGUGCGCGGAGGUGCUCGAGCUCGCGGGGAACGCGAGCAGAGACAACAAAAAGCUCCGCAUCGCGCCGCGUCACAUUCAGCUGGCAGUAAGAAAUGACGAGGAGCUGAACACGCUGCUGGGAGGCGUCACGAUCAGUGAAGGUGGUGUUCUGCCCAACAUCCAGGCCCAACUUCUCCCUAAAAAGACCAAAGCUCCCAGAGACCCUAAAGAUGUACAGUCUCAAGACUUCUGAAAUACUCUUAUUGCAAUGAACAAUGUUUUUAUAGCUGCUCAUUUGUAUUAAUAAAGACUUUAUUUUAAUAUU